Molecule: messenger RNA, 2317 nt
Organism: Rubroshorea leprosula
Lineage: Eukaryota; Viridiplantae; Streptophyta; Magnoliopsida; Malvales; Dipterocarpaceae
Source: the annotation of a GenBank genome assembly
CCAUCAGUAUAAUCAAAGUCAAAAAAAAAAAGAAAAGGAGGGGGGGUUACUUUUUGGAACAGAAAUCCAAUGGGACAAGCAGCAAAGAAAGACGGAGAGCACUAGUAGUGGUUUGUAGCAUGUCCUCGACUCAAGUUGGACAGCUAGGCCCCUCUCCUCUCCUCUACUGACAUCACUGCCUAAAAUGUUUGCCAAAAGCUUGGCAGGAUACUUCCUCAGUUCAUAAGACAUUAUUAUUUCUCUUUGUAAAUAUUUCUAAAUUUUCCUUCAUUGCAGCCCCUUUUUGGUUUGGGCUGUUACUGUUUUCCGGCCGUGGGCUGUUUUUUUUUGGGCUGGGCUGUUGGUCCCGAAGGACCCUAACUUUUUGGUCUGGACCUUGCUUGUGCUUCCGUUUCAACCGCCACCCCCACCACCACGACCACCAGCUGCAGCAGCAGCGCUGGACCACUCAGUAAUAACCUCCAUCGCCUUCCUUCAUAGUACGCUUCCUCACGGCCACCACCAUGUUUUCGCUCCUCAACCACACCAGGCGAGCAGUAAUCACUUACCUUCGCCACCACAAACACAAAGCCAUCCUUCCCGCCCCACUCGGGCUCACAUCCUUACUGCGCCAAAAAUGGGACGGUACCGAGUACGACCACAUCAGGGCGGACGUCAACUGCCCCCGGUGUUCUUGUCAGAUGCCCGUCCUCUUCUCCAACCGUCCCCUCUCCAUCACGGCACGAGAGCCUGGGCUGUACCAGGCCCUCAACCUCUGUCCCAACUGCAAAACCGCCUUCUAUUUCCGCCCUUUUAAGCUGGAGCCCUUGCAGGGUAGCUUCAUUGAGUUGGGCCGAGUAAAAGGAGAUAUCGAGGGGGGUAAGGAGCGUGGAAAAAUUGGGAAAUUGAAGGAUGACGAUGACGAGGAUGACGCAGCAGGGAGCCUGGACAGGGAAUUACCUACCCCGAAGGAGAUUUGUAGGAGACUCGACGAGUUUGUCAUCGGCCAGGAUAAGGCCAAGAAGGUGCUUUCGGUGGCAGUUUACAACCACUACAAAAGGAUAUUUCAUGCCUCUCAGCAGAAAGAGGCACAUGUCUUUGGUGAUGAUGAUGAUGAUGACGAAGAAAAUGAUUCUGUUGAAUUGGAUAAGAGCAAUGUACUUUUGAUGGGUCCAACUGGAUCAGGGAAGACAUUGCUUGCAAAAACACUUGCUUGCAUUGUUAACGUGCCGUUUGUCAUUGCUGAUGCAACAACAUUAACACAGGCAAGUUAUGUUGGAGAAGAUGUAGAAUCUAUAUUGUACAAGCUGCUCCUGGAAGCUGAGUUCAAAGUAGAAGCGGCUCAGCAUGGGAUUAUCUACAUUGAUGAAGUUGAUAAGAUAACUAAGAAGGCCGAGAGUUUAAACAUUGGGAGGGAUGUAUCUGGGGAGGGUGUUCAACAGGCUUUGCUGAAAAUGCUGGAAGGAACUAUGGUAAACAUUCCUGUUCCUGAGAAAGGUGUUCGAAGGCAUCCACGUGGUGACAGCUUUCAGAUAGACACAAAAAAUAUACUUUUCAUAUGUGGUGGGGCAUUUGUUGAUUUGGAGAAGACCAUCUCAGAAAGAAGGCAAGAUGCCUCUAUUGGGUUUGGAGCACCAGUACGCACAAAUAUGAGGAGUGGUGGAUUGACUAGUUCUGUAGUCACUUCAUCAUUGUUGGAAUCUGUAGAAAGUGGUGAUCUUAUUGCAUAUGGCCUGAUUCCUGAAUUUGUUGGAAGGUUCCCCAUUUUAGUGAGUUUAUCAGCUUUAAGUGAGGACCAACUCAUUCAGGUCCUUAUGAAACCAAAAAACGCCCUUGGAAAGCAGUAUAAAAAGAUGUUCAGCAUGAAUGGCGUCAGAUUACAUUUUACUGAAGAUGCAUUAAGAUUGAUUGCAAAGAAGGCAAUGGCCAAGAAUACUGGUGCUCGAGGCCUGAGAGCCAUACUAGAAAAUAUUCUCACAGAAGCAAUGUUUGAGAUUCCAGGCACCAAGAGGGAAGCAGGUGCUGCAGUUUUGGUUGAUGAAGAAGCUGUUGGGAGAGUGGAUGAAAAAGGAUGUGGUGCAAAAAUUGUGUACGAGGAGGGAGCAUUGGCAGGAUAUCUUGAGGAGACAAUGUCAAAGUGGAAUGUUGAUGAUGCAAAAGAAUGUGGAGAUGCAGGAGCAGGAGAAAAGAGAGCAAGGGAAGGUAGAGAAUGAAAGACCUGUGAAGAUGAUUGUUAGGAGUUUAUGUAUAUUAUAGUGACUGUUUGUAGAUAUUGUGAAGUGAAUGGUAUUUUUUUAUUUUUUUUUAUUUUGCAUUUCAAUAAAAAUUAAUUUAGCUC